Messenger RNA from Prorocentrum cordatum, 904 nucleotides. The record is from the annotation of a GenBank genome assembly. NCBI's taxonomy places the organism in Eukaryota, Dinophyceae, Prorocentrales, Prorocentraceae.
GAGGACGCCGCCGGGCGGGACCGCCCCGCAGGGCGGGGCUCCUUCGCGUCGGUCUCGUCGGCGCCGGGCCCCGCCGCCGCGGCCGCGCUGGCCACCAGGUCAUCCGCCGCCGCCUCGCCGGCCUCCGGCAUCCUCCGCCGCGCGCCGGCCGCCUCGCCGGCUUCGGCGCACGCCGGGCCGACGCAGGGGCCCGCUGCGGCCGUCGCGUUGGCGCCCCCCGCGACGCAGACCUUCCUCGCCGCCGUCGACCAGCUGCCCUCGGACGCGCCCUCGGGCGGUGCCGAGCCGACGCUGCGCGGGCACAUCCACGUCCCUGGCAUCACGCUGGCGCAGCUGACCGCGGCGUUCAUGCGGAACGAGGACUGGCCUGUCGCGAGGUUCAACACGGAGGUGCUGAAAGCCAAGGACAUGAGGGCCUCGCCUUGGUCCGAGGGCCGCCGUGUGCCGGGCUCGCUGGUGCGCAGGCUGCAGUUCUCGUUCCCAGCGCCAGACAACACGCCGCGAAUGGUGCAGAGAUUGAUCGGACUUCCGGAGUGGAUGGAUUCGAGCAUGUUGGUCAGGAUGAAGACCACGGAGGACCAGUUGACAUUGGUGAUGAGCACGUGCUCGCACAACGUGCCCUACGGCGAGUGCAGCCGGAUCGAGGACAGACUCCAUUUCACCCCCGACGCUGCGCGUGGCGGAGUGGCUGUAGCGAAGUGGAUCGGCCUCGUGUGGGUGAAGUCUCUGCCUUGGGCUCUGGGCCCCGCGGCCGGCUUCCUCGAGAAGCAGGUCCACGACCAGGCGAAGGAGACGUGGGGCAAAUUUCAAGCCCACCUGAGAGCUUGUGCGUCAUAGGCGCCGCGGGCGGCAUGUGCCCGCAAGGUGGAUAACGAAACGCCUGGUCUGAGAACUUCGUCGGUCC